This is a messenger RNA of Puccinia graminis f. sp. tritici CRL 75-36-700-3, 2301 nucleotides long. RefSeq lists its product as uncharacterized. NCBI's taxonomy places the organism in Eukaryota, Fungi, Basidiomycota, Pucciniomycetes, Pucciniales, Pucciniaceae. The transcript is spliced from 8 exons. The coding region runs from base 1 to 2301 and encodes 766 amino acids. The record is from RefSeq and is a predicted model, not a curated record.
AUGGAUCCUAUCUCCCCAGCAAGUGAUACGACCAAAAGCCACACCAAUUCCGAAGAUUCUGUCUCUCAAGAAGGCCAUGGAACUCCUCCCCCAACCGACACUGUACUAGCCAAGAACUUCCAAAGUGUUCCCCCCCUGUCUGCUCCAUCAGUUCGCCCCCCUUCCUUCCAAGAGUUUGCUCUCAAGGCCAAUGAACCAAGCUCGUCUGCCCCACUGAUCCCUUCUGAGCCCAUACUCGACACUGAAAUCCAACAAAUCACUGCCGAAGAAUUUAAUCGAAACAUGAUGGCGGCCGAGCAAGCUACACGUGGCCUCCGCAACCUCAAACUUCCCAGGAGCCUGAAGGAGCAAGUUGAAUCACUUGAGAAGUCUCUUGUUCGUACCAAGAGAACUUGGGAGGAAACUGGCGAAAUUCCUGAUGAUGAAGCAAUCAAGAUCCACCAAGGCGCGACAGCAGCCCCCUCUUCAUCAACACCGAAUUUCAAAAAGAACCCUCCACGCAAAAGAGGUAAACGCAAUCCGGCCACCAAACCAGCUGACUUACUCAAUCAGCACCCAAAUCCACCGCCCAAUCCUACCGCUGAAACUACACCCAAUCAAACUACAGCUCAAUCGGUGCCCAACUCCCAAACAGCCUCAAAUUUGCCCACCCCUGUCUCAAACCAAGCAAACCCUCAGUCAGACACAGCUGAGAAAAACAAUGUACCUAGCACUCCCUCGGACAACCUUGGAGCAGACUCCGCCACAAACUCAACUCAUCAUCAACCGUCAAUGCCACCACCCGAUUUACCAUCUGGGCAUGUCCAAAACCAAGCCAAAGAUCCAACCCCCAUCUCCAGCUCUCAAGUUACUACUCAACAACAGCAAACCCAGAUCCCCAACCCCCCGCCGGGCCCUACAACCUCUCUUCCAUCCGGCGACUCUCAACAGCCCUCUGCUUCCGAAAACCCACCCAACAGUCAAGCCAAUUCAAGCCAGCCACAGCCAACUCCCACCGAGUCUCCUCAGCUUCCCAACCAGCCCCAAGAUCAACCAUCUACCCCUCUUACUAACACUAAUAUUACCAUAAUCAAGUCAACUGAUGUUCGGAUCAAGUUGAUUAAGCUCCAUCAAGAGAUCGAAGGGGUCAAACCCAACUGGCAGAAGUAUCAAACUACGUGGACUUCCCUCUCAACACUCGUCCAGUUCCGUGCCUUAUCGAUGGGCAAUUUGGACCCCCACAGCCCCCAAUUUCACUUCCAGAGGACAGCCUGCUCUUACAACUCGUGGAUCAAGACAAUAAGCUCUUUGGGGAAGCAAUUCUUAGGUCCAUCAACCAACGAACAAUGGUACUGUCCUGAUGUCAUAGACCUUCCGCUGCUUGCAAGUUUUGCCAACACAGAUGGUACUCUCCAACCGCAUCAAUUCAUCCCACCAUCGACUAAAUCACCACAUCCUGAGUCCACUCUAGUUCGGUUCCUCUUCCGGCUUCAGAACCCUCCAGCCUCCAUCAUAUCUGAAUGGGCCAAGAUCAUUGCUGCCUCUGUUAAGCUCAUGGCCGACAACUUGUACAAAGAUCCACCACCAGAAACAUGUGAAGAUGAUGACGAAAUAUUACAAGGCGUGCAAGUGCUCCAACACCUCAACAAGCUCAAGGCUGCCUCCUCCUCCUUUGAAGCAAGCACUGAAAACCCUGCCGAGAAGGGCCGAUGCGGAAGAAGUGGCGGGGAGAAAAAAGACCUGAACGGCAACAAGACUACUUUAUCUCUUGAGCAGAAUCUGAAAUUCGGAAAAAUAUCCAACCACCCCCCUUCACUCCAGCUCCCAAAAAAGGUGAGCCCCGAGGCAGCCGACCGAUUAGUGCCCAAACAAAAGGAUUGCGACUCCUCAGCGUGGAACUCGGCGGUGGUAGAAGUAAUGGGAAGGAAGGCGGUGGAAUGGCUCCGGCUUUCGAUGAAAAUAACCGAGGAAGAUGCAGCGCAGGCACCAGCCAUCAUUCAGCGGUGGGUCCAUGGAAAAUGUCGAGAGAUUCAACAAGCGCAGGGGGUGGAAGUCAAGGAAUACGAAGCUGGGAUUCGGAAGAAGGCUAAGUUAGCAAAAGCCCAAUAUACCCGCUGGCGCAAAAAAAUUUGUGAAAACAGGUGUGCGAUGGCGGCAAAACUCUACCCUAAUAAUCAUCGACUAGCCGUUGUUCUUGCGGAUAAGGAUUCACAUUUGGAUAUCGAAGGGGCAGAAAAGGAGGGGGAUCGGCCGGUUAGAUGUGUGCCUGUUUGGCGAAGCGACUCACUUACCACUGUGAUGCAUGGGCUGGACAGAUGGUGA